CCUUAGGGGAAGUUGCGUCGGGGCCUCCGGGGCAGCGGUGGGCCCGCCCACCUGAAGAUCUCACCGCAGCCAUGAGCAGUAGGGAAUGCUUCAAGUGUAGACGCUCUGGCCACUGGGCCCGGGGAUGCCCUAAAAGAGGAGGAGCUCGAGGGCGUGGAGCUAGAGGCCGUGGCCAAGAUGCUCAGUGCAGUUCCACCACCCUACCUGUCAUCUGUUACCGCUGCGGUGAGUCUGGUCAUCAUGCUAAGAACUGUGACCUUCUCGAGGACAUCUGCUACAACUGUGGGAGAGGUGGCCACAUCGCCAAAGACUGUGUCGAGCCUAAGCAAGAGAGAGAGCAGUGCUGUUACACCUGUGGUAGACCAGGCCAUCUGGCUCGUGAUUGUGAUCGUAAGCAGAAGCAGAAGUGCUACACCUGCGGCGAAUAUGGCCACAUUCAGAAAGACUGCUCCCAAGUCAAGUGCUACCGUUGUGGCGAGACCGGCCAUGUGGCCAUCAACUGCAGCAAGGCGAGCGAGGUCAACUGCUACCGCUGUGGCGAAUCCGGUCAUCUAGCCCGGGAAUGCCCCACUGAGGCUACCGCUUAGUUUUCCCUUUUGCUCCCCACCUCCCAGCACUCAUUUUCCUGCUUGAUAAUUGUAUUAUUUUCUCUGAAACCUCUGACCAAAGGUUGAUAGAUUGAGGCUACUCCCAGGCCAGUGAGCUUUAAUUACCAUGUUAAAAGAGGAAAAGGCUGGGGAAAAAAAUCUC
This is a messenger RNA of Hippopotamus amphibius kiboko, 750 nucleotides long. It is a transcript of the gene ZCCHC13, whose product is annotated as zinc finger CCHC-type containing 13. Gene Ontology annotation, molecular function: zinc ion binding; mRNA binding; translation regulator activity. Gene Ontology annotation, cellular component: cytoplasm. The transcript has a single exon. Gene Ontology annotation, biological process: positive regulation of cytoplasmic translation. NCBI's taxonomy places the organism in Eukaryota, Metazoa, Chordata, Mammalia, Artiodactyla, Hippopotamidae. The coding region runs from base 72 to 587 and encodes 171 amino acids. The record is from RefSeq and is a predicted model, not a curated record.